Molecule: messenger RNA, 1035 nt
Organism: Penicillium verrucosum
Lineage: Eukaryota; Fungi; Ascomycota; Eurotiomycetes; Eurotiales; Aspergillaceae
Product: GTP cyclohydrolase I
Exons: 4
Coding region: 1-1035 (344 amino acids)
Biological process (GO): tetrahydrobiopterin biosynthetic process; tetrahydrofolate biosynthetic process
Cellular component (GO): cytoplasm
Molecular function (GO): GTP cyclohydrolase I activity; GTP binding; zinc ion binding
Source: RefSeq, a predicted model, not a curated record
AUGGGUUCCGGUUCCCCUACAAGUCCCAGGGUUUCAGCCAUUCCGUCCCACAUGUUGAACGGUAGCUCCCCGCUGCAACGUUCAACAGGUGGCCGUGAUUCUCGUGAGCGCGAGAGUCUGAGUACAUCUAUUCGCUCCUCUUUUGAACCCCGAAUUCCCGUUGAAUUUGAAUCUCCUGAGACUAAGACCGACACCAAGACCGAGACCCAGGCCGAAACUGAGGAAACUGGAGCCGCCCCCACCCAGGCCGUUUCCAAUGCUUCUGUGCCAAUCCGCAGUGUGGCACCAGUGCAUCCCACCUUGAAUGACCCUCCCCGCGAUCCCCGGGAUGCGGCCGCCCCAUUGACGCCCUCAACAACUGUCAGCCGACCUGCUAGCCCCUACACAUUGACCCCGCCCAUAGACUUUGACGGUCUCAGCUGGCCUUGCCCGGGAACCAGACAGCGGAAGGAGUCGACGCCGGAGGAGACCGAACAACGACUUGAGAAGAUGUCCGGAGCUAUCCGCACAAUCCUGGAAUGUAUCGGCGAGGACCCGGAAAGAGAGGGACUUCGCGAGACCCCCAUGCGAUAUGCCCAGGCCAUGCUCUAUUUCACUAAGGGCUAUGAGGAGAAUGUUCGGGACUUGGUCAACAACGCUGUCUUCCACGAGGAUCACGAUGAGUUGGUUAUUGUCAAGGACAUUGAUGUCUUCUCGAUGUGCGAGCACCACAUGGUGCCAUUCACCGGAAAGAUGCAUAUCGGAUACAUUCCUGACCGCCGUGUCCUUGGUCUGUCAAAACUGGCUCGCCUGGCAGAGAUGUUCUCUCGCAGACUCCAGGUCCAGGAGCGUCUGACCAAGCAAGUCGCGUUAGCCAUUUCAGAGGUCCUCCAGCCUCGUGGCGUCGGUGUCGUUAUGGAAUCCUCCCACCUUUGCAUGGUUAUGCGUGGUGUGCAGAAGGUUAGCAGCACCACCACUACCAGCUGUAUGCUGGGAUGUAUGCGGUCCAGCGCCAAGACUCGCGAAGAGUUCUUGACUCUGUUGAACCGGAGAUAA